Messenger RNA from Carassius gibelio (silver crucian carp), 5488 nucleotides. RefSeq names its product leucine-rich repeat flightless-interacting protein 2. Gene Ontology annotation, biological process: regulation of transcription by RNA polymerase II. Gene Ontology annotation, molecular function: DNA-binding transcription factor activity, RNA polymerase II-specific; RNA polymerase II cis-regulatory region sequence-specific DNA binding. Bases 549 to 4781 code for a protein of 1410 amino acids. NCBI's taxonomy places the organism in Eukaryota, Metazoa, Chordata, Actinopteri, Cypriniformes, Cyprinidae. The transcript has 24 exons. The record is from RefSeq and is a predicted model, not a curated record.
UAAAAGUUAUUGCGAAAGGUGCACGUGUGUGACUUUAAGAAGUGCAAGAUAAGGUUUCUGUUUUUAGCAGCAGACUCCCAAGAUUAAAAAUAGCGUGCGAGCCCUCAAAUUCCCCCAAGAGACGCUCGAAUUCAUUCGCGCCCCAUUACUGAAGUAAAGCAAGAGAAGAAAAGUAACCCCGCCGUUAUACUGACAAUCAAAUCACGCUGUUACGUCCCAAACUUCUGAGCAAACAAACUUUAGAUUAUUUAAAGCCAUUUUGGCAGCUCCUCAGAGGCAACACGUGUGUCAUGAAAACUCGUUAGCCUCUCAGCACCGGUGACUUCAGUCUCUCACAGAACAGCACUAGGAAGAGAGCAGAAAAGACGGAUGUAACGCAAUGAGCCCAGUAGUGAAAGACACGACGUAGCGUUGCUGUUUUUGGAUUAGGGUUAAAAACGUGCUUUCUUUUUCUUAUGCCUUUCUUGAAGGAAUAGCUCUCUUAGGGAUCGGUUCUCACGCGUAAAGGAGCGUGUUUCUCAGAAGGAUUUAUUUAUUACAAGUUACCAAUGGGGUCUCAAGGGCCAGGACGUAGAAGAACCCCCAGCAAAAAUGGGUUGACUGGUGAGGAAGAUGCCCUCAACGUAAUCGCAAAAGAGGCUGAGGCCCGUUUGGCAGCUAAGAGGGCGGCCCGUGCAGAAGCUCGUGAGAUCAGGAUGAGAGAACUGGAGAGACAACAGAAAGAGAUUUAUCAGGUGCAGAAGAAAUACUAUGGACUGGAUAACUUGGACAACAAAUGGGGGGACAUUGAGCAGUGGAUGGAGGACAGUGAGCGAUAUACACGUGUCUCACGGAGACAUGCUUCGGUGUCAGAUGAUGAAGAACAGAUGUCAGUGGGGAGCAGGAGCAACAUACGGUUGGAUUUGGAUGCGGCGGGUGCUUACGGCGUGCUUCCCCAGGCCUCCUCCUAUCAUAAGAAGUCCAAGAAAAAGAAGAAACAUUCUUCCAAAAGUAGCAAUGGCUAUGACGAUGAUCUCAGUACAGUGUCUAGUCGGAGCUCCAGACUCAGUGAUGAGAGCAAAAUCUCUCGCUCCUCUAGACUUGAUCAGCAGUCGAAAGCCUGCCAUUCAUCUGAACUGUACAGCAGCAGUAGUUAUUCCUCUAAACAUCAAGCCCCUUCCUACAAUCGCUGCCAGUCGUCUUUGCUGCACAGCAGGAAGCACAGGGGCUCUGUAUAUGAGGACAGUCUCUACAGUGGCUCUCGACGCCCCAGUGCUCGUGCUUCCUCUGAAUAUGGUGGUUUCCCGGGCUCCAGCUCUAGGACUUCGUCCAGAGCAAAUUCUGCGUGUGGAAGUCCAGUGGAGGACUGCAGCAGCUCCGUGGCUAGUUUUAUGCGCAGCUCAGCUAGUAUCAGUGGCCUCUCUAGAGACCUUGACCAUGUGGUCAUUCCUGACCUGCCAAACGUUAAUGGGAGGCUGUCAAUGGCUGAUGACAGGUUAGAGCGAGACUACUUAGAAAAGGGAUCCUCACGAGCAUCAACUAUUUCUGGCGCCACUCUAACCUCUCUAGGUGGGACGUCCUCACGGAGAGGAAGUGGAGAUACAGCCAUCACUGCUGACACAGAAGCAUCCAUAAGGGAAAUCAAGGAGAUCCAUGAGCUUAAGGAUCAGAUUCAAGAUGUGGAGGCAAAGCACAUGCAGAACCUCAAAGAGCUCAAGGAUUCCCUUUUGGAAGUGGAGGAAAAGUACCGUAAGGCCAUGGUCUCCAAUGCACAGCUGGACAAUGAGAAGACCAAUAUGAUGUAUGAAGUGGACACUUUGAAAGACUCUUUAAUGGAACUGGAGGAGAUGCUCUUUGAAACACGCCGUGAGCUUGAGGAAAAGUGUAAGGACCUUGAACGAGAGAAGCAUGCUCAUAGCAUACUGCAGUUUCAGUUCAGUGAACUGAAGGAGACGUUGAAACAGAGUGAAGAACUGCUCACUGAGAUCCGUCAAUUACGGCUCAAGCAAGACGGCAAUGUUAGGGAGAUUUCUGACCUCCAGGAAACUAUUGAGUGGAAGAAUAAAAAAAUUGGGGCAUUAGAAAGGCAGAAGGAAUUUUCUGAUGCCAUUCGAAAUGAACGGGAUGAGCUUAGAGAUGAGGUUGUUCAGCUCAAAGAUAUUUUGAAGAAACAUGGCAUUGUCCUUGGACUCGACUUGGCCACCAAUGGAGAAACAGAUGAAGUCGGAAAGGCUGAUCAGAAUUCUCAAACUGCAUCAGCUGAAAUCCGAGAGGGGAGUAGUGUACUAGGCACUCAUCAGUUGAAGGUGUGUAAAGACCAGCAACAAAAAGAUUUGGAUGAUGGGGUGCCAGGGAAUCAGCAGAUUUCAGCAGAGCUCAGUUCUACAAACGCACCUUUAGAAGCAAAUGAGAUUGGAGAUCUUGGGGAUCAAAUGAAUCAGGGUGUAGAGCAGCUUGAGAAUAGACCUAAAGAACCUCCAAGUUCUGUUGGUGAUGAUGAACUCACUGCAACAAGACCCACGGAGCAGAUCAAAUCUGAGGCACAUAUACCAGAAGAUUCAAGAGCUAAUACAGAGGAAUUAGAGUGCAUUGUUCACAAGGAUGGACAUUUGGAGACAGAUCAACAAGAGAGUGAAUGUGUCAAACUUAGUCAGGUCAUCAAAGAAGAAACUCCUUUAGAGUCUGUCUCUGGUUCUGUCCAUGAUGAACCUGAUAAACCUGGUCAACCUGUGCUUGAUGAUGAACUCAAAGAGGAGCCUGCAAAAUCAUCUCAAACAGAGAAGCUUGCCAAAACCCAAGGUGCUAGUGCUUCAAAUAAAAAGAAGAAAAGGAAAAAGAAAAACAAGCAGAAGCAAAAACAAAGUGACAAGCAAGAGAUUGACACAAAGAUAGAUGACAAGACUAAAACAGUCUGUAGUGAAGACAACCCAAACCAAAAAACAGAAGGUGAUCUAGAAGGAAACAAUCAGGAGCCCUUAGGGAAUGAUGUAUCCCAAACAACGAUGAAUACAGAUGUCCCACCUGAUGCUAAAAGAACCAGUGAAUUGGAUGGUAUCAAAACAACAAGUGCAAAUAUACAUGCUGAUGAGAUUCAAGAUAAAAUUCGGUUAGUUACAGAUGAAGCUGAUUUAGCAGGAAUUUCUAAAACAAUCUCUAAUUUUGAUUGUCCUGAAUCUAGCAAUGGUAUCAUUUCAGAUGAUCUGUCCAGCAAAGUUAUCUCUAACCCUGCAAACAUUAUUGAAAGACACACUGAGGAUUCAACAAAUCCUGACUCUGAAGCUGUAGACUUUAGCUGUGAGCUUGUAUCUUCAGAAACUGAGACUUCACUGCCUCGUGAACCUGCUGCUCAGUCCAUGGAUGCAGGUGAAGGGGGUGUUGAGUCCAUCAGCUGCUCUGAGAACAUUGAGAGAUCUUCAUCAAUAGACAUGAAGGAAGUGAAGAGUCAUCUGAACUGUGAAGUGGAAGAACAGGAGGUAAAUGUCCAGAACACUGAUAUAGAUGGGACCACUAACCCUGAAUAUCAAGAUGACUCUGCUCAUCCCUCUUCCUCUGUAAAGGAGAAGGUGGAAAAUGAAGCUGAAAGGGUAAUCCAGGAACCAUCUAUUGAUCAGCCAAUGGAAAACCAACUUCAAGACAGUAUUGGAGCAGAAUUGGAGCAGGAAGAGGUUGAGAGACGAGAUGAUCUGGAUAAAGAAAACCUUAAAGCGCCUACUGAAAAAGUGUCUGACACCCAAGAAAGUAUUGUAUCAGGAUUAGACCAGGAAGAGGUUGAGAGACAAGAUGAUCUGGAUAAAGAAAACCUUAACAUGCCUACUGAAAAAGUGUCUGAUACCCAAGAAAGUAUUGGAUCAGGAUUGGACCAGGAAGAGGUUGAGAGACGAGAUGAUCUGGAUAAAGAAAACCUGAGAGUACCUACUGAAAACAUCACUGAUGGAAGCCAUGGUGACAACACCCCUUUAAUUGAGACACAGGUUCAGGUUGUGCAUGAGGAUCACUCGUCUCCCAAUGAAGCAAUUAAGGAAUCAGUUGGAGAGUCAGAUUCUUCUGACCAAGAACCUAAGGUUGGAAAAGAUGAGGAGGAAAGAUCAAUCCAAAAUCAGCUUAAAGUGCAACUGUCUAAAGAUGGAGAAGACCUUCUGGUAAAGUCAGAUGUGGCUGCUCAAGAGCUGAUAGAAGAAGAAGAGGAAGAUGAAGGAGAAUCGUUUGAUUUUGAUGAAAUGGAUCUUGAAGCAUCAUCAGAUGCCCCUCUAAAAAACGUUCUAGAUCAGCCAACAGAAGAAGGUACUCUUUUCAAAGAUGACGUCCAAGAAGCAAAACAGGAAUUCCAAAGUAAUGUCACCAAUGAGGACCAAACUCAGAAAGAACAUCUAGAACUUGCAGAUCAGGAAUCAAAGUCUAAAGAGCAGAAAGAUGAUGGACAAGACACAGAAAACCCACAAACAACAACAGUUAUACAAGGAUGUUUAACAGAGGACAGCAAAAUCAGCAGUGAAGUCAAACCUAAUGAUCAGCAGCAUGAGACUUCUGGAAAUAAAGAUGCAUUUGAGGAGCAUCAGCAGGCAUCAGAAAAUGUGACGCUCAGUAAAGGAGUUAAUCUGAUCUCAGAGAUGGAGAAAAGAAAUGUUGGCCAAGAGAUCAAUAGUUCCAUUCAACACGGAAACAAAGUGUCAAGUAUUUCAGGAGAUCUGGAAGUUGAGAAGGAAACCACAGAAAGAAACAAGGCACAUGAAAGAAAAGAAUCUAAAAAAAGUGGAAAAGGGAAAGGGAAGGGCAAGGGGAAAGAAGAAUGUAAAAUGUCUUAAUAGACAAGGACAUUGCUGAGUCUCAUCCCAGCAUCUUCAAUGGAAAAAAGUAUUUUGCACUUAUGCUGUUCCUAAUGAAAUUAUUUUGGGACCAUUACUUCAGAGAACCCUAAAAUAACCAAACCUAUCUUACAAUCAAUCCCAGUUAUCAGUCAUUGCAUCUUUUCAGCAAACAUUUUAUACAUGUUUUACACCUGAUUAACAAUACAGACAGAACACUUGAAAUUAGUUCAAACAGUAUUUAAAAUCCCCAAACCAAUUACUUAUUAAAUGCUAUGGGUUUAAAGUGUCAUUUGUAUAAUGAAAUUUUACAUGAGCAUGAAUAAAAUGUUCCUUAUACUAUAUGAGUGAUACAACUGAUCAGCUUUCUGUCUGUGCUGCAGUCAUGUUUAGCAACUCCUUAAUUACACUGUUUUCGGUAACAAAGGACCUAUAAUGUAUUUUGUUUAAAUGGGUGUUAUGUUGUUAAAAAUGGUGGUAAAUAAAAAAUAAAAAAGUUAUUGUGUGCCAAACUUAUUAAACAAUCCUCUAAGAAUUUGACCGGAGCUUUGAAGUUAUGUUUUGAUUUUACAAUUUAUUUGUUGGAAGAUAAGUUUGGAAAAAAAAGGAAAUAUUUGAUUCUGUUAGGUGAAGAUGGUGUUGGAACAUUGAGACCGUGUUUGUUAAGUGAACCAUGUAUUUUAAAAUAAAACUUGAGCAAUUAAAAA